AUGGUAUCAUCAAAGGACUCUGACAUAAAGUCCCUACCUGACAAGGCCACACAAGCAGACAAGGACUUGGCAUAUAAAGUUGCCGCAAACAUCAAACCAGGGCACAAGAGUGGAGAGUCUAAUAUCAAAGAGACCAUAGAGUCUGCUGCCACCAAAGAGGAGAAUCUGAUCUCGAAACGAACGGUCGGAGGUGACGAUGGAGGGGAGUCGGGGACAGCUGAGAGGAGGGUUUAA
Molecule: messenger RNA, 234 nt
Organism: Pseudovirgaria hyperparasitica
Lineage: Eukaryota; Fungi; Ascomycota; Dothideomycetes; Acrospermales; Acrospermaceae
Exons: 2
Coding region: 1-234 (77 amino acids)
Source: RefSeq, a predicted model, not a curated record